AAUAAAGUAGGAGAAAAAAAGAACUGAAUGGUUGGUUGGUAAAGAAAGAUGAUACGUAGCUUCCGGUUUAGAGCUCCGACGAACCAUCCCGGUUCCUCCAUCAAAACCGACCACAGCCACCGGUUAAUCAGGUUUCCAACGAAAUGCUCGUCACCAGAUCUCAGCCAUUACACGGUUCUUGGUUUGACUCCUUUUGCAUCUCAAGCCGAAGUCAAGCGAGCCUUCAAACGUCUCGCCCUUAAGUACCAUCCAGAUGUGCAAAAGGGACAGGAGAAGGAUUUCAAGGAGAUCAUAUCAGCUUACGAGUGUUUGAUGCAAAAGUUUGAGAGUCAAGAAGAAGAAGAAGUAGAGGAGAUUACAGAACUGGAUGCAACCGACGAGUGGGAAGAAUGGAUGGGAUUCGAAGGUGGGAUACCAUCAAGCGUGUACACUUCUUUUUAGAGAAAAUACCAACGUGUACUUGUUACACCAAAUAGAGGUAGAGUCAUAUUAACCAAGAUUUUGAACUGUCACCGGAGAAAAGAUAUAAUAUGAAAUUGAAAUGUCUGAACUUAAAAAAAAAACCAUUAGUAAUUUCUUAUGAUAAUAAAUUAUGGUGUAAACAUAAAAAUUACUUGUUAUGGUAAUUUUAAUUUUAUUUUAAAUUGGUUGAAUAAAUAUUAUGGUUUAUGCAUUAUCACAUGUUAUAGUAUUUUAUUUAUUUUUGCUACAACAGAAUAACUCUAACAGAUUAAUUAGAGCUGUGAUUGAAAGUUACUUUUAGAGAAGCUUUUGUUGAAUAAAAACAGAUUUUCACCAGGUUCUAGUGUAACCCAAUCAAGAUAAAAAAUAGUUACUCUGGUGUCAAGUACUUUUGUGACUUUUAGAGUAAAUUUUUUCUUCUCUUUCUUAUGGAAUAUUCUGCUAUUCUCUUUUUAAUUCAUUUUCUCCAUUUUUUUUUUUUGAAAAUCCUUAGUUUUUUCAUUAAAGCUUAAAUUGGGUUCAAGGCCCAUAAAGCCUGUUUUGCACAAUGGUCAGCUCUCACAUUCAGAGUUCUAGAAAUAAACGUAAAGGAGAUUGUCUUAAAGGAGGAGGAUAUGAGGUAGAUAUCAUUAAGUGCUCCAAAGAUCUCCAAAUUUCUCUCCUUCCUCGAAAGCGUUUUGAUAAGGUUUUGAGAGUCUGAGAAGAUUGCAAUGGAUUCUAGUCCGAUCGAUAGGGCGAAGGUUAUGGCUGAUCGCACAGCCAAGGUUUCUGCCAUGAGGGGCGAUGAGACAAACGUCUCUGUCGCUGAGUGUUGGGAGGACGAUACCAGAUCAUCAACGAUCCAACCAAGUCCUGCGUUGCCCGUUGUUGAGUUCCAAGCUGCAUCUGUGAAGAUCGAGCAUAGAUCGAGCCUUCUAGGAUUUGGUUCAAUUCUGAUCACAGGCAUCGUUGGUUUCGAGAUUGGGGGGGGGGGGGGGGUUGAGCCUUUAACCACUCUCUUGCGUCCUUGAUUGCUUUUUGGAUCGUCUCUUCCGGUGUGAAACUCCGCUUCUCAAAGAUGAGGAGGUUCCUUGUUGAGCUACUUUUACCAAUCACACUCUAAAACUGGAUCUUGGAUCAUAUGGUCAGAGACCAAACCAUAAAUAAGAUUAGACUUUAGAUCCAUAAGAGCAUAAUUCUAGAAUCAUGUUUCCCUAAGAGCAUAACCAUGCGAUCGGAUACAUGAAAAAGAAGAAGGUAAGAAGUCAUGAGAAGAGAGACAAUCUCAUGUUCAGUUCUGGACGUGUGCUAAUUAUCUAAAAGAGGCAAAGAAUAGAUGAAAAGAAUGAUAUGCAUAGAUUACAAGACAUCAACAAAAUUCCAAUACAUGGUAUCAUAGAAUUGAGACAUGUAGUAUUUACAUUAAUUAUAGACAAAAUAAAACCUUUCAAUACUUAUGUUCAAACCAAAGUACAGACAUGUCAUCAUGAACUGAUCAUAUAAUAAAAGCUUUGAAUCCAUCAAUUAAGCUCUAAUUAUUUCGAGAUAGAUGAAGUUAGAGUUCAAAAAAUCCCAUGGGUGAAGAUUUUCAACAAAUCUCCUUUGUCCGCUCUCAUCGAUGUGAGCCCAGGCUUUACUUUGAUUUUCGAAUGAUAUAAAAUAAAAAGAGUAAAAGUCAUUGAGAAGAAGAAGAACAAAAGGGCAAGAGGAAGAAGAAAGAAGGUGAUAAGUGAAAGAGAAAGAAAAAGUUUCAAGUUAACACUAAGUGAAAGCUAAAGAUGAACGUGGACAAGAUCGUAACAAGUCGUUAGUGAGUUAAGGUACUAACUAGUUAGUUGUUAACUAAGUUAAGAGCUGUUGUAUGAAGGGGAGAAGAAGUUGUUAGAAUAGUUUAAGUGGUGGAGUAUAAGAGUGGUCUAAAGACUAGAGGUAUGUGUUAUGUUUUAUGUUAGGUGGAAGUCAGAAAGAAGUCUACUAUAAAGACUGUGGUGGUUUGUAAAAAAACAUGCAAGUAUGAAUGAAAAAUCAGUUUGAAAAAAAUCUUGAUCAGGCAGCAGCUAGAACCACAGCAGUAAUAGGUGUCAAUUUGAAGCCGCCACUUCCACGGGAGAGACUCUUGGAGAUCAGUGUGCAUAGCAAGACCAUUGUUAUAUCCAUUCUCUAAUUCCUUAUCAAACAAUGCAAAUAUGGAUUGUACUAUUUUUGCAUUCGAACUGCAAAUAAACUAAUGAACUUGGAUGCUUUACAACAUAUUAUUCACAAAAUAGCUUGAUGGAUGCAUUACAAACAAUUUGCAGCAUUAUGAAUAUGAAGUUGCUAUUUUUAUGAAUUGCUUAUAUUUUUCAUAUUUUUUGCUUUUGUCAAAAAAAUUCUUUCAUUUGUUUGUAUUUUUCAGUAGUGCUAAAGUAUUGGUAGAAUUUAAAUUAAAAAUUGAGUAUCUGAUUCACUAAAAAUUAAAAUAAUUUGAUUAAAAAAAAAGAUUUGUUAUUUGUUGACUAUAUAAAACAGUUACAUUUGGUAUAAGAUUUAUAGUUUAUCCAAAAAUAUAAAUUAUUCAAAACCCUGCAAUUUGCUUAUGUAUUUUAUUUUAUUUUUAAUAUUAACUUAUAUGAAAUCAUUUAAGGAAAUUUCUAAGAAAUUCUAUCUGCAUGAAAAAUAUGACUUACUCACAUCCCUAACAUUUGAUUAUGCAUUUUAAAAUUUUGAUUUAUUUAAGACAACUUUGAGAAAUGCCUAUCUGAUGAUCCAUAUUUUCAAUAAUUUCUUCAAAAACAUUUAUUUGUAUAAAUUAGCUUUUAGCAUUUAUAAUUUUUUCCAUUUUUCAAAUUGGUUAACAAACGUUUAUAAAUUUUCUCGAUUGUCAUAGCUAUCUUAUUAAACUGUAUUUAACAUAUUGCCAAAACUUUAUAAAAAUGUGUUCCCUGAUCUAUAAACAUUUAUAUUUUGGACAAAUAUAAAGUAGUGAUUUUAAAAAUAAUUGACAGAAAAAUACUGCUUUUGAGUACUAUUUUUGAAUUUCUUCCACCGUUAAAUAGUAUACACUUUUUAACCAUUCAAUUCCCACUUCAUUGAAGUUAACAUGUUAGUGUGUUUUAAAAAGUUCUAUGAUAUUCUUUCAAAAAAAAAAAGGGUUCUAUGAUAUUUGUUAUCAAUUCUGAAUGUCUUACAAAUGUUCUAUGAUAUUUGUAGCGCUAGUCCUACUUCCCUUCUUGUUGUAUAUUUUUCUUUGACAAAUUGGUAGUCAUGCUUGUCUUCUUUCUCUUUCUUAAUCUUUCCACUUUUUUCUUUUCAUGUAAUAAGUUGUUAACACAACAAUGUAAACUCAGAAAGUGGUAAAACCUUUAACAUUCAUACCAAAAAAAAAAUCUGAAUGUUUUGACACAAUCGCAACCAAAAUAUACUUCACGCCGUCUGUGACUCAGUCUAAUUAAUGAAAUGGACCUACAUUCGUAACACUUUAAACUACAGAUAAAUAACAAAAAUUAGGCCCAAAUAAAAUGCCGGUCCAAUACAAACAAGAAUUAACACAAG
This is a messenger RNA of Brassica rapa (field mustard), 3972 nucleotides long. RefSeq names its product chaperone protein dnaJ 8, chloroplastic. Lineage: Eukaryota; Viridiplantae; Streptophyta; Magnoliopsida; Brassicales; Brassicaceae. The record is from RefSeq and is a predicted model, not a curated record.